Molecule: messenger RNA, 1639 nt
Organism: Cucumis melo (muskmelon)
Lineage: Eukaryota; Viridiplantae; Streptophyta; Magnoliopsida; Cucurbitales; Cucurbitaceae
Product: serine acetyltransferase 1, chloroplastic
Exons: 1
Coding region: 280-1350 (356 amino acids)
Cellular component (GO): cytosol; cytoplasm
Molecular function (GO): L-serine O-acetyltransferase activity
Source: RefSeq, a predicted model, not a curated record
UUGAUAUGUGGACAUCAUAAAUUUAUACCCACAAUAAUAUCAAUCAUAAAUAAUCAAACAUUUUAAAUUCCAAUAUCAUCUUCCCAUUUUCUUUAUAUUAUAUAUAUAUCAUAUAUUUCUUUUUUUUUUUCCUUUAAAUUAUUCCUAUUUGAUCUCCUUCUCUUCCACUUCCUUCGGCGAUAUCAUUAUCCAUUCAUCAAAAUCAAUCACCGGGUAUUUCACUUUCCGGGAAAAUCUCUCAUUUUUCUCAAGAAAAUUUUCAUUUCUCCUCCCCCAUUCAUGAACCUUCCUUUAUAUAGACCUCUCUCUCGCCUCCACAUGUCCUUCAUCCCCCAUUUCUCCUCUUUAUUCUCCCCUUUUCCCGACCUUCAUCUCUCUCCCAUGGCCGCCGCUUGUCUUCCCCUUUCCUCCGACCCUAAUUCCUCUCUCAAAAUCCUCAAAUUCUGCCGACCCACUUUCUCCGAUCAUCUUUCUUCCUUGUCCAUUUCCCCAAAUCCCCAAAAUACCCACGAUUCUCUUCUCCCCCCUUCCUCUGACUCCGAUCUCUGGUUCUUAAUCCGUCAGGAAGCUUGUUCCGAUGUCGAACAAGAACCCAUUUUGUCCAACUAUUACAUCACUUCUAUUCUCACACAUGCUUCCAUGGACAAAGCCCUAGCCAACCAUCUCUCCAUUAAGCUCUCUAAUUCUAGUCUUCCCAGUUCGACUCUGUUUCAAUUGUUUUCUGAUGUUUUAACUGAUGAUGGUGGUGAGAUUUUGCGAUGUGCGGUUAGGGAUUUGAAAGCGGUUAAAGAAAGAGAUCCGGCUUGUAUUAGUUAUGUGCAGUGUUUUCUGAAUUAUAAAGGGUUUUUAGCGGUACAAUCGCAUCGAAUCGCUCAUAAACUUUGGUCUGAAGGGAGGAAAGUUUUGGCUAUGUUGAUUCAGAACAGAGUAUCUGAAGCUUUUGCUGUUGAUAUUCAUCCUGGUGCGAAAAUUGGAUGUGGGAUUUUGCUUGAUCAUGCGACGGGCGUUGUUGUUGGCGAGACAGCGGUGAUCGGAAACGAUGUUUCGAUUCUUCACCAUGUGACAUUGGGUGGUACCGGGAAGGACUCCGGUGACCGUCAUCCGAAGAUUGGAGAUGGGGUUUUGAUCGGAGCUGGAACUUGCAUUUUGGGGAAUAUUAAGAUCGGAGAUGGAGCGAAGAUUGGAGCUGGGUCGGUGGUGUUGAAGGAUGUGCCACCGCGGACGACGGCCGUAGGGAAUCCGGCGAGGCUGAUCGGCGGGAAAGUGAAUCCGAUUAAGUUGGAUAAAACUCCAAGUUUCACUAUGGAUCAUACUUCUCACAUAAAUGAGUGGUCUGAUUAUGUUAUAUAGAGAUUUUUGUUCUUCUUCUUCUUCUUCUUGUUUUUUUUUUUUUUUUUUUUUUUGGGUGGGGAGGGGGGAGUUCUUGUGUUCUCAUUUUUAGCCAUUGAAUUUAGAGUUGAAGCUCUAGUUUCUGGUAAUAAUGGCUAAAAAGGGAGAGAAAAAGAGAACCCAAAAAGGUUAAUAUAGUUUUUUUUGUUUUUUUUUUUUAAUAAUUAUUUUGGUAGGAAAAAGAAAGGAACCCCUGCUCGGGAUUGUUGGACUUGAAUUUGAUUAAAAUAAUAGUUGAAAGUUUGAGUUA